Messenger RNA from Malus domestica (apple), 881 nucleotides. RefSeq lists its product as uncharacterized. Lineage: Eukaryota; Viridiplantae; Streptophyta; Magnoliopsida; Rosales; Rosaceae. Gene Ontology annotation, molecular function: acid phosphatase activity. The record is from RefSeq and is a predicted model, not a curated record.
CUUGUUGCAACCGGCCUCCCCCUCUCUCUUAGUUAAUUAGGCGUACAACAAUACGGUCAAAUUUUGAUUAUUUUUUCAGAUUUUCAACCUAGGCCAAAAGGGAACAAUGGGCGACGACGAGAAGGUGAAGAGCGAGGCUCUGCAGAUAAUCGAACGACACCAGAACUUGCCGAGUCUCGUCGUCUUCGAUCUCGACUACACCCUCUGGCCCUUCUUCUGCGAGUGCUUCUACUACGACGACACACCGUAUCUUUACCCGCAAGCCUCGGGAAUAUUGUAUGCGCUCAAGGACAAGGGAAUAUCCAUGGCUGUUGCUUCGAGAUCUCCAACUUCUGACGUUGCCAAAUCUUUCCUCCAAAGACUGGGUAUCCACUUGUUGUUUCUUACCCAGGAGAUUUUCUCCAGUUGGACUCACAAAACACAGCAUUUCCAAAGAAUUCAUGCAACCACUGGGGUACCCUUUACUGAGAUGCUUUUCUUUGACGACGAGGAUAGAAAUAUUCAAACGGUUUCAAAAAUGGGUGUGACAAGCGUUUUAGUUGGUAAUGGGGUGAACCUUGGAGCUUUGAGGCAGGGUUUGUCCGAAUUUGCUCGAAAGUCAGCUUCAUCUAGCAGGAGCUAGUAGGGAUCGUUUCCCCCCGUCUCAGGACUGCAAUGCGUAGUUUCGCAUUUGGUUGUUCUGGUGCCAAUUCAUGCGAUGAGAUUGAUGUAUUGUUGCUCGGAAAUGAAGUUCAUGCAUGCUUGUGAACUACUCAAAUGUAACUAUCAUUCAUUUAGUGACCUAGAUACAUUGUAUUGAUCAACCUGUCAUUGGCUAAAUUGUACCACAUUCUUGUACUACUUAGAAAGAAAUGAUCAUUUAUGUUAGUAAAUUUGAAACA